AUGCAAAUCUUCGUCAAAACACUCACAGGCAAAACAAUUACACUUGAAGUUGAAGGCACGGAUACAGUUGAAAAUGUGAAGGCCAAAAUACAAGAAAAAGAAGGCAUUCCACCAGAUCAACAACGUUUGAUCUUUGCUGGAAAACAACUCGAAGAUGGUCGAACUCUUUCAGAUUACAACAUCCAAAAAGAGUCAACACUUCAUUUAGUUCUUCGUCUUCGUGGUGGUAUGCAAAUAUUUGUCAAGACUCUGACAGGGAAAACAAUUACUCUCGAAGUUGAAGCAAAUGAUACCAUUGAAAACGUCAAGGCUAAGAUUCAAGAGAAAGAAGGCAUACCACCAGAUCAACAACGUUUGAUUUUUGCUGGUAAACAAUUAGAAGAUGGUCGUACACUUCAAGACUACAAUAUACAAAAAGAAGCAACUCUUCAUUUGGUUCUUCGUCUUCGUGGUGGUUAA
This is a messenger RNA of Rotaria sp. Silwood2, 459 nucleotides long. The record is from the annotation of a GenBank genome assembly. Lineage: Eukaryota; Metazoa; Rotifera; Eurotatoria; Philodinida; Philodinidae.